CAGUUGUUUCAUUCGUUCAGCAAUUGUUCGAAUCUGCACGAGAAGUGCAAGGAAGAAGUAAAAGCUAGAUUUAAAGCUAGAUUAGAUUACGCUUUAAAAUCUUCACGUAUUGCGAAUAUAUCGAGUGUUUUCGUAAAUGUAGCGCCUUACGCUCAGUUAUGCUUGCAAAAUGAGUAACAUAAUGAAAAAAGGAACAACCAUCUUUACCGGCAAACCGUUUGUCUAUGUUGUCAUAUCGGAACACAGGACUGUGCGAUGUGAUAAUUGUUUGAAGAGCGAAAAAUUAUUAAAGUGUUCUGGUUGUCAGUACGUAUAUUAUUGCGACCGCAAUUGUCAGAAAAAAUUAUGGCCAAUACAUAAGGCAGAAUGUGCACAUUUAAAGAAUAUAUCGCAAGUGUUACCAGAUAUUGAUAUGAUUCGACUUAUGGCACGUACAAUUAUCAAGCUUAAUCAAGGUGGAGCAGAUGAAAUAGGUCAUUACAAUAAAAAAAAUGUUAAAUUCAAGGAUCUAAUGUCUCAUUAUUCUGACAUAAAGGCAGACAUGAAACGACAGUUACAUUUCGUCUCAUUAUAUGUAAUGUUAUUCCAAUUUCUUGAUAAGACACUUGUGCCUGACUUUGAGGAGUUGAUGGGUAUUUAUGGCAGGAUAUGCACAAACAGCUUCACAAUAACGAAUGAUACUCUAGAGCCCAUUGGAAUUGGUAUUUAUUUGGGAGCAUCUAUACUGGAUCAUAGCUGCAAACCUAAUGCAGUCUUUAUUUUUGAAGGGACCACCAUCAUCAUCCGAACAAUAAUGGAUCUUCCCUCUUCAGACUUGUCACAAAUAAGAAUAGCAUACAUUGAUUUACUUAGAUCUAAUAAGGAUAGACAUGAGAAAUUACACAAUUCAUACUAUUUUUGGUGUGAUUGUGAAAGGUGCAAAAAAAAGGAACCAAUAGCUGAAGCAGCUGCAUGUCCAAAUUCAUUGUGUGAUUCACCAUGUUUGAUUGAAGCUAACGAAUGCGAGAAAUGUAGUACUAGGAUAUCUGUAGAAUUUAAAAAGACAUUUCAGAAAAUUUCUGACUUCACUGCUAAUCAUUUGAAAGAGAUGAAUCAUUGUGACGAUGAAAAUAAGAUAUUAUUAGGUAAAAUAUGUUUAAUGAAGCAAAAGGGUGUAAUGCAUAAAUUUAAUAUACAACAUCUCCAGACUCUGGAUUUGAUUUAUGCUGCGACUGUAAAACUGGAAUGGUACAAAGAUGCAAAAUUGUAUGGCAACGAACUCUUGCCAGGAUAUUUAUUGUACUAUGGAGAAGUACAUCCUACAACAGGAGCGCUGUAUUAUGUAAUAGGAAUGAUAGAGAUGUUCUUGGGAAAACCAAAAGAAGCGCUUCAAAUAUUGAAUAAAGCAGAUAUGGUAUUAAGGAUAACACAUGGGGACGAGCACUCUUUCACAAAAAGAUUAAACUUUUUGAUUAACAUGGCUAAGAUAAUCAAUAUUUGUAACAAGUAAAAAUUUGGGAUUUUUAUAAUUUCUAAUUAUAAUCGAGAUUUUUUAUUUUCAGAUAUUUUAAUUUAUAUUUAUAUACUAAUUUACUACAAUUUUUUAAAGACAGGAAUCAGCAAAAUUAAAUAUAUGACUUCGGUAAAACUUUUAUUUUUUUAUUUGUAUUGUCGUACUUAUGGUUUGAUUUAAAAAUUGACAGAAUAUCAUAAGAAAUCUGAGAGUGAUUAUACUGUAUGAUUACAUUUGGGACGGAAUGAAAUAGUACAUGAAAAAUGUACUUAAAAAUGUAUUUUAUAUAAAAU
Messenger RNA from Monomorium pharaonis (pharaoh ant), 1785 nucleotides. RefSeq names its product histone-lysine N-methyltransferase SMYD3. Lineage: Eukaryota; Metazoa; Arthropoda; Insecta; Hymenoptera; Formicidae. Gene Ontology annotation, cellular component: nucleus. The transcript is spliced from 6 exons. Bases 170 to 1489 code for a protein of 439 amino acids. The record is from RefSeq and is a predicted model, not a curated record. Gene Ontology annotation, molecular function: protein binding.